This is a messenger RNA of Onychomys torridus (southern grasshopper mouse), 2528 nucleotides long. It is a transcript of the gene Plscr5, whose product is annotated as phospholipid scramblase family member 5. Gene Ontology annotation, molecular function: phospholipid scramblase activity. Gene Ontology annotation, cellular component: plasma membrane. Gene Ontology annotation, biological process: plasma membrane phospholipid scrambling. The coding region runs from base 238 to 1062 and encodes 274 amino acids. The transcript is spliced from 9 exons. The record is from RefSeq and is a predicted model, not a curated record. Lineage: Eukaryota; Metazoa; Chordata; Mammalia; Rodentia; Cricetidae.
GUGGUACAGCUUCAGCCAGUGAAGGCAGUUGUACACAGAGAUGCUGGGCCAGAGGCUGCAGUAACUGAAGGGCUUGUUGCAGUAUUUUGGUGAUAUUUGUGAAGAUGCGGAUGGAUGUUGAGAGGAAACAGUAGCUACAAGACUCUCAAGAUAGCAUCAGAGGUUAUUGAAUUUUCAUUGUGCGUAACAGGAAAAGCCUUUUCACCUGGCUGCCUUUGAAGAAGUACUCAGACUGCCAUGGCCUCUAAAGAUUCACAGAAUCAGAAGCCUGGAGGUCUGCCUGGUUUUCUUCCUGAAGUCAUAAAUCCAGAUCAGCACUCUAGAGCAGCUUCUUCCCAUCCCAGGAAACAAGCAAGGCAGAAGCCAGAUGCCCCUCAGCCAAGCAGUUUCCUGCCAAGAGCCAGCCUUCCCCCUGGUCUAGAAUAUUUAAGCCAGUUGGACCUGAUAAUCAUCCAUCAGCAGGUGGAACUUCUCGGGAUGAUACUCGGAACUGAGACUUCCAACAAAUAUGAGAUCAAAAACGGCUUGGGACAAAGAAUUUACUUUGCAGUGGAGGAAAGCAUCUGUUUUAACCGUAAUGUAUGUUCCACACUGAGAGCCUGCACCCUGAGGAUCACAGACAACUCAGGUCGAGAGGUGAUUACAGUGAACAGGCCCCUAAGGUGUAACAGCUGCUGGUGCCCUUGCUAUCUACAAGAGCUAGAAAUCCAAGCCCCUCCCGGUACUAUAGUUGGUUAUGUUGCACAAAAGUGGGACCCCUUUCAACCCAAAUUCACAAUCCAAAAUGCAAACAAAGAAGAUAUUUUGAAAAUUGUUGGUCCUUGUGCAACCUGUGGCUGUUUUGGUGAUGUGGACUUUGAGGUGCAAACUGUGGACGAAAAGCUUACGAUUGGGAAGAUUUCUAAGUACUGGUCUGGAUUUGUCAAUAACGUGUUCACAAAUGCUGACAACUUUGGGAUACAUGUUCCUGCAGAUCUCGAUGUGACACUCAAAGCAGCAAUGAUUGGUGCUUGCUUUCUCUUUGAUUUUAUGUUCUUUGAACACUCACUUGCUGGAUUAUAACAAGCAUGAUGACGAAAACAAUAAAAUAUGCAGAGCACAUUUCAGUAAGUAAAAGACAAGUUUAAAUGGUCUCCUUCCUUUGAAGAUGUCUAUGUUUGACACUAUCUAAUUCUUUUUCAUUUUCUUCUAGAUGUCCCUUGGGCUCUGAAUUUAAUUUCUGAAUGGUUUUAGUAUUUGAAUUUUUAUAACUAAAUGUUAAUUAUUAUAUUUAUUAAAACACAGUGUAAUGAGACCAUUACCUGGUUGUGAAUGCAUGAUAGCUAAAUACGCAAUUACUAAGCAUGAGUACAAGGUUACUUUGAGAGAUUAUCAUUCUCUUUUCAUCCUUUUGAAGUUACUGCAAUGGUAAGCAUGAAAGAUGAGCGCUAAGGCUUGCAGCAUCACUGAUGGGAAUUCAGUGUUUAGAGAACACUUUGAAGUGUUUCUGGUACUAAGGGUGGUUACUAAUCAAAAGGCUUGAAUUUCUAAAAUAUCUUUUCAAAAGUAGUUCCUUUUGACUUUCUUAAUUUUUUUUAAAUUUUCUCAUGUAGUCUUAACAAAUUACAUUGUAAUCACUAUUUUAUAAUGCAUCUUUCCACAUUUUUUGAGAGAGAAACUCAUACCCCCCAGACUAUGUUAAUUUUCUUAUUUUAGUAAAUGUAUUUUAUUUAUAUUGGAAAAGAUGGAGAUAGAUAUAUAAUAUGUGUAAAGAUCUGGAGGAAGAUAGAUAGCUUCUAUUUCUUGAAGUAGCAGAAGCACAAUUAUAUUCUAUAAGGCAAUUAACUAAAGCAUGGAGCAGAAGUGUUCCAAAGAUUUAAAUAGCCAUACAAAUAAACUCUAAAUUAGCAAAAGCAGUAUUAUCAAUCAGGAUUUUAUCUCACUGCUAUGAAGUUGCUGCCAGUUAAAAGACCUGAGACUUCAAAAUGAAAAGUAGACAACUCUGGAAUUGAAAACAAACACACAAAACCAAAGGAGUCCAACCUGAAUCCAUGCAGCAGUGCAGAGGGAAGGAAGCAUAGUAAUGUGACUGAUUCAGAAUCCCCAUGAUACUGGGUAGCCCUCCUGAUUCCUAUCCCCUAUUUGUCCAUAUGUUUCCAAAGCCCUCCAGCCAGCCUCCACCUCCUGAACAUUACCAAACAGGGCCUCAGUUGGGAACCAAACCUUAGCAUACAUGAGAGACAUUCUCAUCCAAACCACCACCUGAGGUCAAGGCCAUACUGGGCUGCAAAAUCAUGCUCCAUCUGAACCCCACAAGCCCAAAAAUAAAAACAAAGGAAAUUAAAAGAAAUGUCUUAAUUGAACUGAAGCUGGUAUGCAGUAUCUGAUGCUCAGUGAUUUUAUGAAAGAUAUCUCACAUUGUCUUGCAGAUGUACAUACUUUUGCAAAAAUUAGUCUUUGUUUGAUUCAAUAAGUUUAAUGCUACUUUUAAUUGUUAUCCAUUGGCAUGAUAAGUAACACGAAUUGCUAAAUGGUCUUAUUAAUAAAAA